CGCUAUCCAAUCGCGAGGUGAGAAUUUUUGUAUUAUCCACCGCUCAGCUAGGUAAGAAACAUCGAUAGAGAAAGGACGUCUCUCCUGCUAGAACAGCCUUCCCCUUUCUUCACAACCCCCAUAGCAUCGUCACAUCAUUCCUGCAUAAUGUUGUCCAGCAUCAGAAUAAGUUUGAGACCAACCAGGCUCGUAGCAUUGCGCUUCCAAUCCAGCGUGGCUGUCAAGAAGACCUCCACUGGUUUGUCCAAGGACGAAUUGAAGAAUAGCGAAGUCAGCAAGCAAGCACCAAACAGAGCCGAGCCAUGGUCCGCAUCGCAAGAAUCCAGAUUGGACGUCAUCACCAAACACCCCCACAGAUUUGUGCAAAGAGACUUGGAGUUACAGCCAAGACCUUACGCUGCAAUUGAUUUAAUUGCACAGGAACCAGUGAGAUACUUGUCACACGACGAGGGAAACAUUGCCGUGUGUGACGGUAACAGAGGAAGCACUUUACAGGGACACCCCAAGGUGUUCAUCAACUUGGACCAGGCCAAGCCCAACCCAUGCGGUUACUGUGGUUUGAGAUACGCCAAGGAGGAGUUCAGGGAGGUCAUCGAAGCACAGGAGGCCCACAAGUAGACUGGAGACCAGACGAAGUACACAAUUAAUACAUGCAAAUGAGCACACUUUUCAGGGCCACC
This is a messenger RNA of Suhomyces tanzawaensis NRRL Y-17324, 680 nucleotides long. RefSeq lists its product as uncharacterized. The coding region runs from base 148 to 618 and encodes 156 amino acids. The transcript has a single exon. Gene Ontology annotation, biological process: mitochondrial electron transport, NADH to ubiquinone. Lineage: Eukaryota; Fungi; Ascomycota; Pichiomycetes; Serinales; Debaryomycetaceae. The record is from RefSeq and is a predicted model, not a curated record.